UUGUGACUCAUAUAAACAGACAUCUGUACUCUAAUCAAGGUGUUAUAUAUACUGCAGCAGGUACUGUCAAACAAGGGAGAUAACUCUGAAGAUUGUAAGUUCCUAUCACUUAGCGUAUAGCAUUACAGAAGUUUCUAGUCUGCCAUACCAUGUGAAGGGCAAGAAUGUGCCCAAGCCCUGGCAACUUUAGCUACAAGAAAAUGGUAAGGAUAAAAAACAAUAUAGGAUGGAUAUCGCAGCUCCGUACAGUGUCUUGGGUGGUAGGGCUGACUGAGGAGCCCACAAGUGCAUUAUUAGAUCGGUUUCUGCAAAGGAGUGUUUGCAUGUCUCACAACUUGGAUGGAGAUCAUGCAUGUUUUUUUAUCACAGGCUCACUUCAUCAAUGCAGGUAAUGUUUAAGUUCAGACAGUACAUGCCUCGACUUGUGUGGAUGUGUGAUCAAAUUCUUGACACAACACAGGCCAUUUCUGUAUGUCAGGAUAUUCAUUGUGAAUGCUCCUAUUUCCUGGAGAUUUAUGGCUUCCUUGAUGAUUGGAGGGCUCUGACAGUUCGGUGCACUUUUUGAGCGGACAGAGUUGUGAAUGAACUGUUAUAGUGUAUUGUGAUAAUGCUGUUGCACUUGGAACCCGCUCAUUGUGAGUCGCCGAUGAGUUCAUGCUUUUCUUAGUAGAUUAAAUUAGUUUGGCAGCUGCUUUGGGAAUGUUUGCCGAAGUCUUUAUAUUGGAACAGCUUACACAACUGAAGCAUCUGGAUACAUGCAGACUUGAAACAUGUGGAAAUCGUCUCUGAAGAUUGCGAUGGGCAGCGACAGGACCAUGGACUGGGUUACUUGUGACUGAACUCAGCGCUAACCGUCGUCACUUGCGAUGAUUGGCAGCUACAGACACAGCAAAUACAUCGAUGAUGCAGAGAAGGAUGAACAGUACUUGAUGGUAUUCGCGAGGUAUUAACGGAGGACGUCCGGUGAAGUUUGGAUAUCAAGUCGCAAUAUCGUGUUCUCUACUUUGGGUUCAUGAACAGCUAUGUGUGAGGCAUUGUGGGAAAAGUGAUUUGGAAUUGGAUUGUGACACUGCGGAAGCGUUUGGAAAAUUAGCUGAUUUUGAUUCUUCAUGAAUGAGGAUAGUUUGUGUCAUGUGAGCUGACACUCAUUGGUGGCUCAGGAGAAUAUCGCUUUGUUCGAAAGACGAGGAAUCGUGACAAAAGUUGAGAAAAGUGUGACGAUUGGAUGAUUCGGUUGAUUUUGUUUGAUGGAUUCGUUCAGGAAAUGCUUCUUUUAAUGAAGUAGAUUAUCUUGUCGCUGGAAAUCAAUUUGUGUUAUUAGUGCAAAUAGCAGAGGACGGUUCGGAGGAUGGAUUGACAAGGAGUCAUCAUCGGAAACGGGGAUGUGGCGAUACAGUUAGCAGAUUGACACAUCUAGGUCGUGACAUCUACAGAGUUGUAAUGACAUUGAGUGACACCUGUCAAUCAAUUUGUUGAAAUGGCAUGUUUCUGAUCUCUGUUAAACACAGUAUUCCACUGGAAGAUUCCAAACAUUCAAUGGAUUCAUGGAAUUAUCUAUGCAAGAGUUUUUCUGAGGAAAUGCAUCUGUAAUGGAUUUAUGAAAUAUCUGAUCUUGAUUUUCCCUGUUUGUCCGUGAUGUAGGUGCUGUGGAAUUAUCAAAAGUAAAGCGCAAAUCCAUGUGUGAAUUAUUAUAAAGGAACAUAAAAUCGAAAAAUGUUUGACGAAAAUUUCACGACUCCAGUUUGGGGGAAUUUAUCGGCUAACAGCACAGAUCCGGUUAAAAGGGAAUGGGGAAUUGUAUUCUCUUCGAUAGUCUCCUCAAUUCUGUGUGUGUCCGCCUUGUUAUCAGUCGUGGGAAAUGCCAUGGUGAUCCUGGUAGUGGUCCGACACCGUGGGAUGCGAACUCGGACCAACCUGUUUUUGGUGAACUUGGCGGUGGCCGACUUCCUUGUUGGUUGUCUGGCGAUGCCAGCAGCCAUCACGACAAUCCUCGCUGGAACGUGGAAGUUUGGAGAUGAGUUUUGUGUGAUUCACGGUUUCAUUAACCCUUUUUGUCUAGUAGCAUCCAUUCAUACUCUCAUGUACAUCAGUAUUCACAAGUACUACUCAAUAACGCGUCCGUUCAGCAGUUCUUUUACGUUACGAUGUGUUCUCCUGAUGAUGGCAUUUACAUGGAUCUGGGCGGGAGUGAGUGGCACCAUCACGGUCGUAGGACUGAACAACGUGACCUAUAAGGAAGGCACGUCCCAGUGCGGCCCUGUAUAUCCCCACGAUGUACGAACCUACACCCACCAUGCUAUUAUCUUGAUAACUAAUUUUGUUAUUCCGCUGUUAAUUCUUGUGUACUGCUACUUAAAAAUGUUCAAGGUAAUACGGGCUCACACGAAACGGCUUCAGGAAAAUACUACACUGGAACAAGAUGUGAUACUUGCUCAACAGAAAAAGGUGGCGGUCACUUUGUUCAUUGUGUUGGCGUGUUUUAUUACUUGUUGGAUACCUUACAACAUCUACACCAUAUAUGUGACGAGCUUGAAGGACAAGAAGCACUUCUCCAUCUACAUUAAUCCUUUGGCGUACAUGUUUGGCUAUCUUAACAGCGCCUGUAAUCCCAUCAUCUAUGCGUUCCGCAGUCCAUCGUUCCGAGAAGGAUACAAAGAGAUAUUGUGCCAAAACCCACAAUAUGUCAUCACUGAUGGUGGCCAUUCAAGAAAAUUUGGUGAUUGCUCCACCAUGGGACUACAGUCGAAAGUUCUCGAACCAGACACAUUACAUGACGACGGUGGGAUGAUGACAUUUCGACGUUUGUCAAACCUCUUCUCAAGUAGACGGAGCACUGCGCGUUCCCCUUCCUCCCCCGAGACGGAGUUUAUGUACCAUUCUACGACUAGUCUCAACAGUCACAUCAAGAAAAAUCCUCGGGCAAAUUUUAAGAGGGAAAAAAGUGUCACAGAACUCAUGCGAAAUGCAUCUAAACAUGGAAACGGAACUUCAAUUAUUCAUCAAGAUGGGACUUCCGUGAUAAUGAAAGAGGGAAAAAUAGUCAGUGUUAGACAAAAGAAUGAAACGCCACGGGGUAGUCCCUUGUUUCAGGGGAGAGGGCUGUUUAAAUUCAGAGAAACAACAGGGGGGACAACUAACAAAGUUGGAAAUGGCAGUAUGGUAGAGUUAGCUCCCUUGAUUACAAAUGGCCGACUUUCUUCACAUGAAAACAAGAUGGAGGACAACAAUUCUUGUGGAAGUGAUGAAGUGUUUGAUAAGUCUGCUGGAAUAAUAAGAGAAAAUACUCAAGAGACCAGUUGUUGUGAUGAAAUCAAAGGUGAAAGCGAUGCUAAUGAAAACAAUAAGUUAAUUGCUUGUCCUAUUCAUGAAAAUGAAAACGCAGAAAAUGUGACUGCUGUUGCUGAAGAAGUUGAAAUUGUUAUCAGUAUUAGUGAUGAUGAUGGCAUCUUGAGUUCAAUGCCACUAACCCCAAAUACAAAGCAUCGGCUCACGAGGAGUGAUCUUGUCCUUGAUUCAGACAAAACUGACGAUAAAGAUCAGUCAAAUGGAAAGAAAAAACUAAAAUGUGCAAGGAGUUCUGAAGUUUUGUCAAGAGCCCCAUUGCUGCGGUUUCCAUCGGUUGAACAUUUAGACAUUCCCAAGGGUAUGCCACGAUCUGCUAGUGACAACAACUUCAAGAAAAUCAAAUCCUCACCAAGACCGUCACCUCUCAUCCCAAGAAGAUGGACAUUUAGCAAACUAAAAACAUGAUUCAUCCGAGAUGUUUAUUAUUGCAAUGAGACUUGGUAAAGAUGAAUCAAAUACAACAAAAUGUUUGUAUAGAUGAGUAUGGUUAUUUUUAUUUCAUUCAAGAAAUAUAUACGUAAGGUCAUGGAAAUUAUGACUGGCAUUGUGCUUGAAAACGAUAAUUAUUAGUAUUGCUAUAGCUGAAGGAUAUAAUGAAAUGUACUGCUCAAUAUUUGACUAAAGAUGACUAUUUUGGUCCUUAACAAACAUUGAGGAGUAUAUUAGCAUAAUUUACUUAUCAUCUGAUGUGGCAAUGACUUGGUAGACUUGCUUCAUUCUUAUUCUUAGGUUUUAUCCAACUUAUUUUUAGGUUUUUAAGUUCCUUAAAAGUUUUUUUAGGUCCUAAAAAAUUAUAACCAGAUUGAAUUUGAAUGAUUCUCUAUAAAGUAUGAUGUCUUUCAUUGAGAUCAGUGUUUUGGCCGAUACAAGUUUGAAAACAAGAGGAAGAUAAACUGAAUAUGAAGAAACGGCAGUUCUGGAUUUUCCUCUCCAUUAGGUGAUGACGUGACACAGGACACACUAAAGGGCAAAAUGACUUCUGUCACAUUUAUCUUUGAGGAUGUCAGGGUGUGCAGAUUGAUUGCAAUGUCUCGAGCCAGGUUUUCCUGCUUCUGUUUUAGAAUGGAGGCCAUUAUGUAACCAUGGUAUGUGACAUGUAUAGCAAAAAAUGUAAUCGUGAAUCUCGGACGGACUUUGGACUGUUCAUUAUGGCUGAAGGCUUUUCAUGGACCACAUCAACAAAUAUCCAGGAACAUAUUGAGAUGGAGUUGUUCAGCAUCUGGUACGAUUGCAAGAAAAUUGAGCGACGCAAUCAAUCAAAUCAAACCUUUACCAAUUCUUCUUCCUAGGAAAAACAUGGGAUUUUACAAACCUGCAAUAUACUUACAUGAAGAGCGUCAGGGAGUCGACAAUUUAAAACUUAGACAUUUUGGGGUUGAUGAACAGUAUUAUUUUACCUUGCCUGUUUUAUCAUAAUCCUUACUUCACAAUUGUCCAGAUAUAAUAAGUAUGAAAGAAUAUAUAUAGUCCCGCGAUAUUGGGGCUGACAUUGCAAAUGAUAUGGUCAUAAACAAUAUAUAUCUUUUGAAUCUGCAAUUUCAUAUUCGACUGGGGGCAGUUGGGUAGCCUAGUGGUUAAAGUGUUCGGUCAUCACCUCGAAGGAACAGGUUCAAAUCCCUAAUCGGAUAUAUGUGAAGCCCAUUUCUGUUGCCCCCGCCAUAUUGCUGGUAUAUUGCUAAAAGCGGCGUAAAACCAUCAUUGAUAUUCAGCUGGGGCAGUUGAUCUUUGUAAAAGGCAGAAAAUCAAAAAGUGAUAUACAUGUAUUACUCAUCAAGACAAGAAUCACAAUUACUGGGUUGUCUCAUGUCUGAGACGUCCACAGUUUGUUGUCUACAAUAGUUAAGCACUCCUUCAUUUCGUCUUUCAUUCCCUGUUUUCAUUGACGAUGCCAUGUGUAUGUUAGUUUAGUCACGAAGAUACUAACCAAAAUAGUCUAGUAUCUGUGUCCUUGUUGACCUAAGAAAGUAAAUUGUACAAAUAUUCAACUGAAUACAAGAAUGUUAUUUGUUGUGAUUAAUAAUUGUAAAUUUCCGUUGUAAAGAUUGUUUGGAUCUCAGGAUAUCUGAAGUUAUUCAGAUCUGCAAUAUGUGGUGAUGUAGUGUUGUUUUAGAAAUUGUCUUGUUGAUAAACAUUGAUUUCCUGUGUCCAUGCCAUUCAGUGCUGCCACAAAGGAUUUGUAUAUUAACAUUGCUCUCAUUUAAUCUGCUUCACUGAAUUCUAUACUACUCAAGAAAAGAAAAAGAAAACCCGAUUUGUUUAGUUACUAUGUAAGCAUUAGUAAUUUGAAAGAAUCAGGUGUUCUUUUACUUCUUUUGAGUAGUGUAUUUUGUUAUUUUAGGCCAUGUAAAUGCGUUUUGUCAACCAUGGACCCAAUGCUCUUUUACAUUGCUGUGUUGCCAUGUCGACCAUGGACUGAUUGUUGCUGUUACACCAUGCCAUUAUGUGAUUGCUGCUGUGUCCAUGGACCCAGUGUUACAUUGUUUCCUUGGGGAAAUACAAGACACUGGCGCCACGGACCAAAUGUUUUCCUGUUGUUUUCUGUUACUUCUGUUGCACUAUGAACCCUUUAAAUGUGUAUGUGAGAGUCCACAGUUACGCCAUGCUAUAACGCCAUGCUAUAACGCCAUGCAAUGGAUCACAGUAACGCCAUGCAAACCUAAGGCUAGGUGCUGUGGCUAUAUGAUCACAGUAACGCCAUGCAAACCUAAGGCUAGGUGCUGUGGCUAUAGGAUCACAGUAACGCCAUGCAAACCUAAGGCUAGGUGCUGUGGCUAUAUGAUCACAGUAACGCCAUGCAAACCUGAGGCUAGGUGCUGUGGCUAUAGGAUCACAGUAACGCCAUGCAAACCUAAGGCUAGGUGCUGUGGCUAUAGGAUCACAGUAACGCCAUGCAAACCUAAGGCUAGGUGCUGUGGCUAUAGGAUCACAGUAACGCCAUGCAAACCUAAGGCUAGGUGCUGUGGCUAUGGUUCAUAGUAACGCCAUGCAAACCUAAGGCUAGGUGCCGUGGCUAUAGGAUCACAGUAACGCCAUGCAAACCUAAGGCUAGGUGCUGUGGCUAUAGGAUCACAGUAACGCCAUGCUAUAACGCCAUACAAACCUAAGGCUAGGUGCUGUGGCUAUAGGAUCAUAGUAACGCCAUGCAAACCUAAGGCUAGUGCUGUGGCUAUAGGAUCACAGUAACGCCAUGCAAACCUAAGGCUAGGUGCUGGGGCUAUAGGAUCACAGUAACGCCAUGCAAACCUAAGGCUAGGUGCUGUGGCUAUGGUUCAUAGUAACGCCAUGCAAACCUAAGGCUAGGUGCCGUGGCUAUAGGAUCACAGUAACGCCAUGCAAACCUAAGGCUAGGUGCUGUGGCUAUAGGAUCACAGUAACGCCAUGCUAUAACGCCAUACAAACCUAAGGCUAGGUGCUGUGGCUAUAGGAUCACAGUUACCCCAUGCUAUAACGCCAUGCAAACCUAAGGCUAGGUGCUGUGGCUAUGGUUCAUAGUAACGCCAUGCAAACUAAGGCUUGGUGCUGUGGCUAUAGGAUCAUAGUAACGCCAUGCAAACCUAAGGCUAGUGCUGUGGCUAUAGGAUCACAGUAACGCCAUGCAAACCUAAGGCUAGGUGCUGGGGCUAUAGGAUCACAGUAACGCCAUGCAAACCUAAGGCUAGGUGCUGGGGCUAUAGGAUCACAGUAACGCCAUGCAAACCUAAGGCUAGGUGCUGUGGCUAUUGAUCACAGUAACGCCAUGCAAACCUAAGGCAAGAUGCUGUGGCUAUAGGAUCACAGUAACUCCAUGCAAACCUAAGGCUAGGUGCUGUGGCUAUAGGAUCACAGUAACGCCAUGCAAACCUAAGGCUAGGUGCUGUGGCUAUAGGAUCACAGUAACGCCAUGCAAACCUAAGGCUAGGUGCUGUGGCUAUAGGAUCACAGUAACGCUGUGCAAACCUAAGGCUAGGUGCUGUGGCUAUAGGAUCACAGUAACGCCAUGCAAACCUAAGGCUAGGUGCUGUGGCUAUAGGAUCAUAGUAAUGCUGUGCCAACCUAAGGUUAGUGCUGUGGCUAUAGGAUCAUAGUAACACUGUGCCAGCCUAAGGCUAGUGCUGUGGCUAUAGGAUCACAGUAACGCCAUGCAAACCUAAGGCUAGGUGCUGUGGCUAUGGUUCACAGUAACACUGUGCAAACCUAAGGCUAGGUGCUGUUGCUAUAGGAUCAUAGUAACGCCAUGCAAACCUAAGGCUAGGUGCUGUGCCUAUAGGAUCACAGUAACGCCAUGCAAACCUAAGGCUAGGUGCUGUUGCUAUAGGAUAACAGUAACGCCAUGCAAACCUAAGGCUAGGUGCUGUGGCUAUGGUUCAUAGUAACGCCAUGCAAACCUAAGGCUAGGUGCUGUGGCAUUAGGAUAAUAGUAACGCCAUGCAAACAUAAGGCUAGAUGCUGCGGCUAUGGUUCAUGUAACGCCAUGCAAACCUAAGGCGUAGGUGCUGUAGCUAUGGUUCACAGUGAUACCAUUUUAUAACAACAUGCAAACCUCGUGAUAGGUGCUGUGACUAUAGGAUCAUAGUAAUGCCAUGAAAACCUAGGGAUAAAUGCUGUCUCUAUGGGAUCGCAAUAACGCCAUAGCAUAGAAACCCAGGGACAGGUUUUGUUGCCAUGGGCUCACUAUAAUGCCAUGAUGUUAUGCUUAUUAUUGACUAGGCUUUGGUUUGCGUAAAGGCUCAAAGCUAUUCUAUCAAAAUGGCAGUCAUAUUCCUUUGAAUUAUGCAAGGCAACAGAUUUCUUUUUUCUCGAGACCUGCCCGCCACCCCAAAAAUACCACCAACCAAAAUAUGAUCUUUCUUGUAAAUAAACAACUUUUUCAACUUGUUGCCCAGUCCAUGCAGUUCAGGGGACGGUUGGGUAGCCUAGUGGUUAAAGUGUUCGCUCGUCACGCCGAAGACCCGGGUUCGAUUCCCUACAUGGGUAUAAUUUGUGAAGCCCAUUUCUGGGGUCCCCCGCCGUGAUAUUGCUGGAAUAUUGCUAAAGCGGCGUAAAACCAUAAUCACUCACUCCAUGCAGUUCAUAGUAUGUCAGAUUCCCAGAAGACCAGCUGUGUUGACCAUGGCCUCAAAUCCAUCACUUCAUACCAUGAGAUGCAAGGGGCUUGGUUCCCUCUUUAUCCAGUCUUGUCCAACUGCACUUACCAUGACAUAGAGGGCAUGGGGUAGCCUAGUGGUUGAAGCGUUCAGUCAUCACCCCGAAGGCCCGGGAUCGAUUCUCUACAUGAAUACGCAUGGAGCCCGUUUCUGGUGUCCUAAACCUUAUUGCUGAAAGUUGCGUAAAACAAUCCUCAGUCCUCACUUCAGUGACCCAGUGCCAGGUGUUAUGGUUUAGUCAGUACCUAUGGACACGGCCAGUGGCAAGUUAUCAAAAAGUAUAAAAUACUGAAUAGUUAACCUCACAAGUCAUUCAUGGGCCCUUUUUGGUGUCAAUACAGGUUUUCUGUCAAACUGGACAGUCAGUUUUAUCAUGUCUGUAGAUGAGGAUUUCUCUGGGUACAUAACAUUUUCCUCAACCUCUGUGAUAAUUUAACAACAAAAUGGCAGAUAUUGUAUCGUUUGUAGUCACAUUAUGGAGUAUUCAGGUGAAUACAUGCUCUUACGUUUUUCUUUUCUGAAUAGGGAACUGUGAUUUCUUUUUAUUUGGUACAAGAAAUAAUUCAAAACCAACUGUAGGAAAAUUUACCAAUAACUUUCCUCUUGUCAGUAUUAAACCAAUAUUGAUCUUUGGAUGGUUGGUGGGAAACUUACAAGACAACUUGGCGGCAACUAAUUGUGUUUAAUUGACAGUGAAGAGGACGUCUGUUGAAAAUCUGAAAAUGUUUGUUUGAUUUAAGCCAAAAUAUAGGAUUUAUGGCCGAUAUGUAAUAGAGGUAGAAGUUUUGUAAGAAUUAUUGAUCUUUGGAUGGUUGGUGGGAACUUGAUUAAUUAACAUGAUCAGCUGCUUGUACUGAAAUAACCAUUCAAUGUUUCACAAGAAAAACAUGCUCUUAGUUUUUGUUAAUCGAGAAUUUGUCAAAAUAUGUUGAAAUUAGUGCCGUAAAGCAUGAGUAGGCUGCUUUCUGAUUGGCCAAUGUUGACUUCUUGUCAGUCAUUCCAUUGGUCAAUCAAAGUUCACGCAAGAUUGGUCUGACAUGAGCUGUAAUGGGAUGUCCUCAUAUCUUUGUGUUAGCGGUAUGGAGAGCUAAGAUCUGAUUUUAAUGAGAUUGAUAAGUAAAUGAUUGACAUAGCUAUUUAUUUUUAUUUUUAUUUCGACCGCCCUAAUGUGGAAAACCGAAAUAAAUCUGUAAAAUAUUAAAUUAAAAAUGGGUGGCCUUAUUGUAAUAAUUCUAUUAAUCUAGAAAGACAGGUAAGAAAAUUUUGCUUUCAUUUCCCCUCUCAAAGGCUAUACCAUACGUCAUGUUUUUUCUUGUCUCCAUGAUCAGUUGGAGGGACCAUUCGGAGAAAAAAUCAGAAAAGUUAAGUAGAAUACAGCUUUUGUUUUCAACUUUUGAAAACACAACAUUUACCUGAGUAUACUCUCAUGUGCAUCUGACGUGACUUAUUUCCUCGUAAUGAAUAUAGGGCUGAGUUGUUUCAAGUAUUCUCUACUUGAGUAUUACCGUAUUCGACGUAAUAAGCUCCCCGCUCUAAUAAGCGCCCACGGCGAUAUUUGAUACUAUAUUGGCUAGUGAACAAUCCCAAUUAGCACUGCUUACGAUUGUUCAAUGCACACAAGACU
Molecule: messenger RNA, 10092 nt
Organism: Haliotis rufescens (red abalone)
Lineage: Eukaryota; Metazoa; Mollusca; Gastropoda; Lepetellida; Haliotidae
Product: RYamide receptor-like
Exons: 5
Coding region: 1714-3750 (678 amino acids)
Biological process (GO): chemical synaptic transmission; G protein-coupled receptor signaling pathway, coupled to cyclic nucleotide second messenger
Cellular component (GO): dendrite; membrane
Molecular function (GO): G protein-coupled serotonin receptor activity; neurotransmitter receptor activity
Source: RefSeq, a predicted model, not a curated record